AUGUCGGCUACCACUGCGCGCAGAGGGUCCUUCCCUCGCCCCAAGGAUCGCUCACAGAAUGUGCAAGACGAUACCGAAGAGGUCCGUACCCUUCGUUCCAAAUACUCGGUUCAGCUCGAAAUGAUCCGUGAGCUCUUCCCAACUUGGACCGACGAAGAUCUUCUCUUUGCUCUCCAAGAGUCGCUCGGCGAUGUCGAGAACACCGUCGUUCGUAUCACAGAAGGUCAGGUCGAGCAAUUCUCCUCCGUCAAGCCAAAGAAGCAGCCCAAGAAGGAGUCCAGCGCUCAUCACGCCGCCCUAGCUCCUUACCCUUCGUCAACCGCUCCAUCUACUGCACCUCACGCUGCUCGUGGCAACCACGUUGGUGUUCCUGCUGCUCGUGGUCGUGGCGGUGCUUCUGUUCGAGGUGCUCGUGGCGGUCGAGGUGGCUUCCGUGGCCUUGGUGGUCGUGGUGGUGGCAUUGCUCCCCAGACCAACGGGCACCAAGUCAAGACACCCGAGCCUGUCGAGUCGACGACUACAGCUCAGGCUUUCGCUCCUAUCACUACACCUACCUCUGGAACCAGCUGGGCCGCUGCCCUCGGUCGAUCUGCCAACAAGUCCCAACCCGCUCCUCCUGCUGCUGCUGCUGCUGCUGCUACACCUGCUCCAGCACCUGCGCUUCCCAAGGAGCUCACUGACUCGCCAGCUGCUCCUUCGCAAACUUCCACCGAGGCUGCAGAGGCACCUGCUGCCGCCCCCGCUCCAGCUGCUCCUCAAGCUACCGAGUCGGCCACCACCACCGCCGCUCUCACUUCCUCUGCUGAAGACUCAACCCCUGCCGUCAAGGUUCCUACCCCUUCCAAGCCUUCACCAAAGGCUGCUGGUAUGAGCUGGGCUCAAAUUGCUCGCAAGUCCGAGGCUCCCAAGCCUGCUGCUGCUCCUGCUGCUACUGCUGCUGCUACUGCUGCUCCCUCCGAGUCCGCCCCCGUCGCCCCAGCAUCUGAAAUUACUCCCGCCGCUGCUACCGAGUCUGCCACCGAGGCCAAGCCUGAAUCUUCCGUUGAGCAGCCCGUCACCGCUGCUGCUGCCGAGCCCGUCGUCGAGGCUGCCGCUGCUCCUGUUACCAGCACAGAAGCUACCAUCACUCAGGAGCCUGAAGCCGCUGCUGCCACUGAGCCUGCAGCGGUUGACUCUACCCCCGCCGCCGCCGCCGCCGAUGCCACCACUGCUGCUCCCGCCGCUGAUGCCAACGCAUCGGCUGUUGCCCCACCUGGUCUCUCCAAGGCCGCAGAUCCUCGUGCUGGCGCUCAGCGAUCUUUGCAGCGCGCACGACAGGAUGCCCCCGUCGUCAUGGCUGGUGGCUCCUCCCAGCUUGACAAGCUUGGCGUCCAGUUCGGCUCGCUCAACUUCCUUGGCAACGAUGCCGAUGACACUCCCGAGUCUACCAACGACGCUGCACCUACACAGACAGAGGCUGAGGCUGCUCCUGUCGCCGCCGCCGCCGCCGCCGCCGCCGCUUCUCCCUCGGCUCACCGACAGGAUGCUCAGGUUGCCCAGCCUCAGACCGACUCUUUUGCUCAACAGUCCGCUACUUCCCAGUACAACGGCUUCAAGUCGGACUCUUUCGACAACUCGUACGGUUUCACCGGACAGGCCCAACAGCAGGCCGCUCCCCAGCAGCAGGACCAGAUCCACGGCUACAAUGGAUACAACUCGCUUGGCCAGAACCAGGCAGCUGCCCAGCAGCCUCAAUCGCAGGGCCAGCCUCAGCAGGGUCUCCAGGACUACACGUCCAUGUACGGUGGUCUCGACACUCAGCGUCUCGCUCAGUUCUACGGCUCUUACGACCAGGGAUCCAACGCUUUCGGCCAGCGAUCCGACGACAAGGCUCAGCCUCAGGCCUCUCAGCAGGGCCAGCAGUCACAGCAGCAGUCGCUUCCGCAGCAGGGCGGUGACCACCAGAGCCACCAGCCUCACCAGCACCAUGCUCACCAGGCUGGUCCGGGUCUUCACCAGCAGCAGGCUCCUCAGCAGCAGUUCCCUGGCAUCAUGCCCUACUACUACCCCAACUACUACAUGCCUCACCAGUUCCAGCACUACGCACAGCCCACCGCCGGCUACGGUCAAUAUCCCGUCUAUGGUCAGCCCUCUGGUCAGCCCCAGCCCCACUCCAAGCCCGGUACCCCUGCCAACAUCGCUUCGCCCUACAACCAGGCUCCUCAGAGUGACGCCAACGCCUACGGUGCCCAGAACCACUACGGUCAGGCACCCGGCUCCGCUGGUCUCUCUUCGUAUGACCAGGGCUUCGGCCGUGGUGGCGUGCCUGGUCUCGGUGGCAUGUCGGAUUACUCCAAGAUCUACGGGGGUGGUGGAAGCAUCCCCGGUCUCGGUGGCUUCCUUGGAAGCGGUGCUGGUGGUGCUCCUCCGCAGAACGCUGCCUCUGGCAACGCUUCUUCCGGUAACACUGGAACCCCUCACAUGGGUUCGCAGCAAAAGUCCGGUGCUUCGUCCGGAAGCGCUCUCGACAGCUAUCGUCAGUUUGACGCCAACGCCUCCAAGGGAUCGGCCCAGUCGGGCGCCGCCUCUAGCCAGGUGGGCCGUGGUCAGGGUCAGUCUCAGGGUGUGCCGCAACAGCAGGCUCAGCAGCAGCAGCAGCAGCAGCAACAGGCUCAGCAGCAACAGCAGCAGCAGCAGCAGUACUAUCAGCAGUACGGUGCUUACGGCCACCAGGCCAGCAGCAACGCCUACUCCAACUACCCUUACGCUCGUCAGUACUGGGGUCAGUAA
Ustilago hordei is the source of this 2769-nucleotide messenger RNA. RefSeq lists its product as uncharacterized. Gene Ontology annotation, cellular component: cytoplasm; nucleus. The coding region runs from base 1 to 2769 and encodes 922 amino acids. Gene Ontology annotation, molecular function: ubiquitin binding. The transcript has a single exon. The record is from RefSeq and is a predicted model, not a curated record. Lineage: Eukaryota; Fungi; Basidiomycota; Ustilaginomycetes; Ustilaginales; Ustilaginaceae.